Messenger RNA from Parnassius mnemosyne (clouded apollo), 4301 nucleotides. The record is from the annotation of a GenBank genome assembly. NCBI's taxonomy places the organism in Eukaryota, Metazoa, Arthropoda, Insecta, Lepidoptera, Papilionidae.
AUCGGUUAGAUGAGGUGAGAUGAGAUAAUACUGCUGCUUUUGGAUUUGAGGUGGAUGUGUUCAAAUUUUUAAUUUAAGUGACCAUUUCUUUAGAACUAGUGUUGUGUCGGUUUUAGUGCAUCUUUAUGGACUAGCUUGCUACAUAUUUAUUUAUCUAUGUUAUGGACAAGGUCAUAGUUCGUGACAGUAACAAUGAUGUAAAUAUGAUUGAAAUAUUAGCAAAUCAGGCGACAGAAGUUCCGUAAGUUAGAUUUGUAAGUACUAGUAGUAAGGUCGUUGUUUAAGACUUCGUUUGAACUGAGGCGAAUCCCGCACGUUAUUAUCUUUGAUUUCUCAAUAGGAAAACAUGUCUUUUGAUAUUGAAGCUGAGGCUUUGUUAUUAUUAGCAUUAACUAAAGAAGAAACUUAAGAUGCAUUUUUUUAUAGGAUAAGGGUGACAAACGAGCACACAGUCCACUUGAUGGUAAGUGGUUGCUGUGGCCCACAGAAUCUACAUCUAUUCUCAAUUAAGAAUCAAAAUGCAGAUGCGUUGUCACCCUUGAGGACUAAGAUGGAAUGCUUAAUUUCCAGUAAAAAGGGUCUCCGGUUCUCUACACUCACCAUACAAAAUAUAGGAGUGUUAAACUGCUAUAUUACACUGGUAUUCUGAGUGAGCGUAGUCCUUCCGGUUGGGCCGACCCAUUCAUGCUAUAACUAUACCAAAAAUAUAGCUGCAGCAUGGCUUUACCACGUACAACAAUGUGAUGUACGAGAUGUGAGGAAGAAAAGAAGAAAAGGUUUCAUGAACUGAGUACUCAAAGCAUAGAAUUUGGAGAGCUUCACACUUUGAUACCCGCAUUACGAAAAGAUAAAAUAGAUUUUAUACGUAUUUUCAUAUGCAUGAAGAAUGCUACAACAAACUUUUAUCAAGAAUCGAACAAAAUAUAUGUUUUCCUUUUAUUUUUAUGUUCUUUGUGGCUGAGGUCAUAUAGAAUCUUGUUUGCUUUUACUUUUUGUAAAAAUACUUUAAGGUUCAACGGAAUUUUGAAAAAUCUUUCACUAUACCACACAUAUUCUGCUGCAGCACGUGUGACUAUUCACGCCAAUGUAACAUCUCCAUACAAGACACAAAUGUCCCGUGCGGAAUUCACCUCAGUUUGAACGAAGUGCUGUUAGUUGUUUCAGGAACUUUUAUAUUGGUAGUUUCAAGCUUUCUGUAUAUUUUAAAACUAUAUUCUUAGAAGAUUGUCUAUAUUAUCUCAAUGACAUAUUUUUGAUCAUUGCAGAUUUUGUCUAUAAACAUAAACACACUUACUGAUUAUGCAUAAAAUCAUUCACUAAUCUUAAUCUUAAAAAUAUCAUAAUAAACUGCUUGAGAAGUUUUAUAAUAUAAUGUAUUGUCACAUUUCAUUUCAUGUGCAAUCUCUAAAAAAAUAAAAUAGGGUUUUCAUUGCCUUUAGCUAGGGUUAUUGAUGAUGUAGUUAUUGGAGAAAUUAGUAAAAGCUGAUGAAUUGUUGAAACUGAAUCUGAUGCAUUGUUGAUCCUUAUUUCUAGUAUUUUCUUUAUUUGAUAAUAUCUUGGCAACUAUUAAAAUUACAAUUAAGUGUUAUAUACUUUCUUAGAAAUUUUGCUAUAAGGUAAUUUAUAAUAGUAAUGCGAUGGAAGUGUCAUAACAGAAGCAGAAAUGAAUGGUGGAAACAGAAGUCAAAAGUAAAUUUUACCAGAAACAGAAAGGGAAAGAGAUGCAGAAGCAGAAGUGUAAAUACUAUAAGUAUAACCUAUUGUGUAGAAGUGACUGGCAUGUAAUUUGCUGAUUAGUUUUUAUAACCAUAUUACUUUUGUAUAGCCACAAUAUAAUUUUUGGUGUCAGAUUCCAUCAAUUACCAAUCAUGUUUUUGCAUUGCCAGAAAGUUAUACUAGCCUUGUGAUUUUGUUUUCUAUGUGAUUUUGUAUUCCAGUUUAAUUUAUUGUGCAAGAUAAGACCUAAAUAUUCUACCUCAGAGGAUAGCUGGAGUUCUGUGCUAAAAAGACUUGGGAGGUGAUAGUUAUUUAACAUUAGUUUUGUGUGAACAUUACUGGAACCGUUUUAUUUGGGUUAACUGUUACAUCAUAGUCCCUGCAACAUCUCUCCACUAUAUGGAGAGCCGCUUGGGUCAGGUUGCACACCAUGCUUGCUGUCAUUCUGGAGACCAGUAUUGUCAGGUCAUCUGCAUAUCCUACUGUGUAGAAAUUAUUGGCAUUUAAUUUGCAAUGUUUGAUGAUGUUUGUGAUUAAAUGAAUUCAUUUAUGACCAUAUUCCACAGGAGAGGUGGAAGAACCCCAUCUUGCGUGCAGCCUUUCUUGAUCUGGAUUGUUGAUUGUGAGAUGCAUCAGCAAUGUUUAUUGUUCUUAUGCUGAGCAUGUUUACUAUCCAGUUAAUCAAUGCUGGUUCAUUCAUCAUGUAACCAACAACUUACUAGAUAUUCUCCAAAAUUAUCAUCUCACUCAGCAUAUUACGGAACCCACUAGAGACCUAUCAUGUAUUGAUCAUAUAUUCAGUAAUGUUAAAGAUGCAACUGGACUUACCCUCCCUCUCUGUUUAUCGGACCAUGAUACUGCGCAAAUUCUUGGAUUUAAUAUUAAAUCAAAGGUUACUCCCCCAAAAAUCUUAUACACCUAUAGGAGGGACUAUUCAUCUGAAAAUAUAGAGAAUUUUAAAAGAUAUAUGGUGAGCCUUUCCUUUUCUGAUGUUUACAGCGAAACAGAACCUAACGCUGCGUUUAAUAAAUUUCAUGAUUGGCUAUGCCUUCUUUAUAAACUCUGCUUCCCUUAUAAAAAAGUUAAACUGUCUACAAAAUCCCAUUUAAAUUGGAUAUCUAAGGGAAUUAGGAAUAGCUGCGCGAAAAAUAGAGUCCUAAGAAAAAUUUACUAUCGAAGAAAAACUCCUCAAAACAAACACAAAUAUAAAACCUACUCAAAACUACUUAAAAAAUGCAUACUAUGUUCUAAAAAAACAACUAAUAAAAAAUAUGUGUUAAACAGCAAAAAUACCUGCAAAGCUACUUGGAAGGUCAUACAGGAUGAAAUAGAUACCAAGCCGCAAUAUAAUAAUCACAUUGAUUUUAUUGAAUACGACAACGAAGUUAUUACUUUUCCUACACAAAUCGCAAAUACUUUUAAUAAUUUCUUCAUUGAAUUGACAAACAAAGAUAUCCAAGAUAAUAUAUCAAAUAAUAAAUCCAAUCAAAUCCUAAAUAAUUCUAUUUAUCUAAGCCCUACUGACGAAUAUGAUAUAAAUAAAGUAAUUAUGACCUUGAAUAAUAGUAAAUCAGAAGGGUUUGACGGCAUUUGUACCAAAGUAAUUAAGGCCUGCAAUAAAGAAAUAGGCAGGGUCUUGGCAUUUUUAAUAAACUUAUCAAUGGUCUCUGGUAUCUUCCCCGAUAAACUUAAAUUCUCUUUGAUUAAGCCAUUGUUCAAAAAGGACAAAAAAUCAAUUUUGGACAAUUACCGUCCUAUUGCGCUCGUACCGAUUUUGUCAAAAGUAUAUGAAAAAAUUAUGCAUACUAAACUCACAUCUUUCUUUGACAAGUAUCAUGUCCUGAAUCACAGUCAGUAUGGGUUCCAGAGGGGUAAAUCUACUGCACAUGCGGUUUUCGAUAUGGUAAAGGAGACUCUAACAUGUCUAAAUGAUAAUAAUUAUACAACUGCUCUUUUCUUUGACAUGUCGAAGGCCUUCGAUUUUGUAUCACAUAGUUUAUUAUUAGAAAAAUUGGAAAAAUGUGGCAUUAGAGGCACUGCUUUAAAUUGGAUUAAAACCUACUUGCAAAUAGACGACAAUCUGUUGAAAUAAGCAGACCAGACUGCAAUCAUGUGGUCCUAAAUUACAUAUCAGAUUUUAAAGAAAACAAAUAUGGAGUUCCACAGGGCAGCGUUUUGGGACCACUGUUGUUCUUGGUCUAUAUAAAUAAUCUUCCGGAUGUAACUAAACACAAAUGCAUUUUAUUCGCUGAUGACAUAUCUGUAAUAGUUAAAACAGAUCGUAAACAAUCUCUAAAAGACCAUAUUAAUGACAUUAAUAGCACAGUAAAAACAAUAAUAGAAUGGCUUAAAAAUAAUAAUCUAAUUAUAAAUCUUGACAAAACUUAUUUUAUAAAUUUCAAUGACAUAUUAUAUCAGACAAUAAACAUUAACUUUGAAGGACAAAACCUAAAAAGUACAAAUAUGACAAAAUUCCUAGGUAUAUGGGUAGAUCAAAAACUUAAUUGGAAAAGUCAAGUUGAAAAUGUUUGUAAAAAAAUAAAUAGAUUUUCGUACGCACUUUACAAACUACGCAAAGUAGCCAC